Messenger RNA from Suillus paluster, 1242 nucleotides. RefSeq lists its product as uncharacterized. The record is from RefSeq and is a predicted model, not a curated record. Lineage: Eukaryota; Fungi; Basidiomycota; Agaricomycetes; Boletales; Suillaceae. Bases 169 to 1242 code for a protein of 357 amino acids. The transcript is spliced from 11 exons.
ACGCAUUUGCUGGUAUCCCGUGCUCAUAGGUCACAGUACCAUAUCUAUUUCGGACGGCUUAUCUCAAUGUGAGUUCUCCAGUCUUCGGGAAGCCAUACUGGAGGUAUUUAUCUUCCUACAUUCACAGCCGCCCAAAGCACUUUCUUCUCCCGUACCAUCUAGUGAGAAAUGCCCAGUUUAACCCUGCCAGAGUGCGGACGCUACAUCCCGCCUCCAGAAACUAAGGAGGACCUGGAAUUUGCAGACCUAACUAUCAUUGACCUUUCCAAGGCCCAUACACCAGAAGGACGAGCAGAGCUCUACCCGCAACUGCGAGAUGCACUGCGCACUCAUGGCUUCGUCUACGCUAUCAAUCAUGGUUAUACUCAGGCUCAGCGUGACAGGAUCUUUGAUAUAGCCGGUGUUCCUUUCGCCGAUGUCUCUCCGGAUGAAAAGAAGAUAUACACUGCGGAUGUUGAGAAAGUCGGGUAUUAUGCCGGUUAUAAAGCUCGUCAAUUUUGGAAAGUCGACACGGAUAAUCAAAUUCUCGACCAGAUCGAACACUAUGCAAUAAACAUGAAUGUCACAAAGCGUCCGCACCCCUUGGCCUUGCGUCCGUUCCUUCCGGAGCUCGAUGCGUUCGCAAGUCACAAUCACUUCAACAUUCUCCACCCGAUUCUUCGCUUGAUUGCGCUAAGCCUCGGGUUGCCCGCCGAGACUUUGGUGGAUAAGCACGACUUUGACCGCACGGGAGAAACGUCUGUCAGAUUCAUGAAAUACUAUAGGCGCUCGAAGGAUGAAGAAGAGAAAUCGAAGAAUGUCUGGUUGAAGGGACACACAGACAUUGGCAGCAUAACCAUUCUGUGGAGCCAGCCUAUUGGAGGGCUGCAAAUUCUGGCUCCUGACGGGAGAUGGAAAUGGGUCCGCCACAUUGACAACAGUUUGGUCAUCAACACAGGUGACAUGAUGAACUUCUUCACCGGAGGAUACUACAAGCCCACAAUCCACCGUGUCGUUCAACCUCCCGAGGACCAGCGCAACUACGACCGUCUGGGUGUAUACUACUUUGCGAUGCCAGACAACGACUGUACUGCAGCAGCGUUGGUAUUGAGCGCCAGUGCCCUGAUGAGGAUUCUCCGUCCUGCGAGGCGUGGAGGAAGGGAAGGACGACGACGUAUGGCAGGUCCUGAUCUUAAGAAGGGAGUGGAACACAAUGUCGAAGAAGAGGUCGUUGAGGGUAUUGUGGUGAAGCACUACAACUGA